Messenger RNA from Condylura cristata (star-nosed mole), 2955 nucleotides. RefSeq names its product cysteine-serine-rich nuclear protein 1 (gene CSRNP1). Gene Ontology annotation, cellular component: nucleus. Gene Ontology annotation, molecular function: DNA-binding transcription factor activity, RNA polymerase II-specific; sequence-specific DNA binding. The transcript has 4 exons. Gene Ontology annotation, biological process: regulation of transcription by RNA polymerase II. The coding region runs from base 34 to 1803 and encodes 589 amino acids. NCBI's taxonomy places the organism in Eukaryota, Metazoa, Chordata, Mammalia, Eulipotyphla, Talpidae. The record is from RefSeq and is a predicted model, not a curated record.
UCUGCGUAGACCCCAGAGUCCCCCUACAGCACCAUGACUGGAAUGCUGAAGAGGAAGUUUGACCAGCUGGAUGAUGACUCUUCCUCGCUCUCCUCAUCCUCCUCCUUGUCUUCCUCUGGCCACCACUCUAACUCCUGCUCCCCAAGUUCUUCAGUCUCCCCAGACUGGGACUUCGAUGAGGAGGGUCCCUGGGAUCAGCCACCCCUGCCUCACCGGGAGUUCUGUGGUCCCCAGACCUUCACCCCACCAUCCAUCCUGAAACGGGCUCCCCGGAAGCGCCCAGGCCGAGUAGCUUUUGAUGGCAUCACCGUCUUCUACUUUCCUCGGUGCCAAGGCUUUACCAGCGUGCCCAGCCGUGGUGGCUGCACUCUGGGGAUGGCCUCUCGCCACAGUGCCUGCCGCCACUUCUCCUUGGACGAGUUUACAGAGGAGCAGUUGCAGGCACGGCAGGAGAAGCUCCGUCUACGCUUGAAGGAGGAGAAGCUGGAGAUGCUUCAGUGGAAGCUCGCAGAGACCAGCGUACCAGAGACAGAGGCCAGGCAGCCACUUACAGUGGAUGCGAUUGAUGAUGCCUCUGUGGAGGAAGACUUGGCUAUGGCUGUGAACCGCGGUCGGUUGGAGGAGAUGACCUUCCUACAGCCCUACCCCGCACGGCAGAGGCGGGCCCUUCUGCGGGCUGCGGGUGUGCGGAGGAUCGACCGAGAGGAGAAGCGGGAACUGCAGGCUCUGCGCCAGUCCCGGGAAGAUUGUGGCUGUCGCUGUGACCGAGUCUGCGACCCUGAGACCUGCAGCUGCAGCCUGGCAGGCAUCAAGUGCCAGAUGGAUCACACAGCAUUCCCCUGUGGGUGCUGCAGGGAGGGCUGUGAGAACCCCAAGGGCCGUGUGGAGUUUAAUCAGACACGCGUUCAGACCCAUCUCUUCCACACGCUCACCCGCCUGCAGCGGGAACAGGGGGCAGAGAGCUGUGGGGAGCUGGAGGCCCCCAUCCAGGAUGGGCCGCCCAGCCCUGGGGCUCAGGUCACGGCCCCUCCUUUCUCAUUGGCCAAGCCAUCUGUGAGCAGUGAGCUGGGAGACAACAGCAGUAGCAGCGACAUGACCGACUCUUCCACAGCAUCAGGCACUAGUGAGGCCCCAGACAGUCCUGCACACCCAGUCCUGCCCGACCCUGGCUUCCAGCCCAGCAUGGAUGACGACAGUCUGGCACGGAUCCUGAGUUUCAGUGACUCUGACCUGGGCGGGGAGGAGGAGGAGGAGGAGGAGGAGAGGGGCUUGGGGAGCCUCGACAUCCUCAGCUGUUUCCACCCAGCUGACAUCUUUGGUACUGGCGACCCUAAUGGCCUGGCUAGCUGGAACCACAGCUAUUCCAGCUAUAGCCUCACAUCAGGCGUCCUGGAUGAAAAUGCCAACCUGGAUGCCAGCUGCUUCCUAAAUAGUGGCUUUGAAGGGUUAGAAGGCAACCUCCCUGGCAUCUCAGUGCCACUGAGCACGGAUGCUGGCCAGAGCAGUUCAGUGGACCUCAGCUUGUCUUCCUGUGACUCCUUUGAGCUGUUCCAGGCCCUGCCAGACUACAGUCUGGGGCCUCACUACACCUCCCGGAAGGUGUCUGACGGUCUGGACAAUUUUGAGGCACUCCACUUUCCCUUGCCUGCCUUCUCUCCACCUGGGGACACCAGUACUUGCUUCCUGGAAUCUGUUGUAGGCCUAUCUGAGCCGGCCACUGCUGAGGUUCUGACUCCCUUUGUGGACAGCCAGUUGUUUGAGGACACUGCCCCAGCAUCUCUGGUAGAAGCUGUACCUGUGUGAGGACUGGGGUGCCUUUUCCUGGCCCCAGGAGCCCUGUUGCUGCUUUGUUGUCAUUUGGGGGCUCCCUGAGGUCUAUAUGUAAUAGCUCCCGUUGGCUGGCUCACCGGUGUGGGCACUCCGGGUUUUCAUGCAACACUUUGGAAUGAUUUUAUUUAUUUUUGUAACAUUCUGUGCUAAAGAGAGGGUGGGGAAGGGGCUUCCCCUUUACAUGCCUCCUCCUAACCCCAUGCCCGCAGUCUUUUCUACUUCCAUGGCUGGCACCUGCCAGUAAUGGGGGAAGGUGGCUCCUCUGGAGAUUUGCAGACUUCUUUCAUUCAGUCAGUCUUGUGUGAUGUUCCUGGCCCAAGAUGGUGAGCCGGGGUGAAAUCAGUCACUUUUUAUGGCUUUUCCUGCCACCCUGAGCCAUAGACCCAUGGGUGGCUGAAUCCUCUGGACUGUGAAAACUAAUUUAUUUCCAUAAUUUAUUGGAGACGAAGCAGCUUAGGUUUCUCCCCUCCAGCUGGUGGGCAGUGCUGGGGUCAGGGCGGUGCAUGACCCUCCCGUCACAUUGGCCUUCUAGUCCUGCAGCUCUGCCUUGCCAGGACUUCGGUGUGAAGCAGGUGUGGAUUCAGCCCCAAGGCCCACUGUGUCUGCUGCCCAAAUCUAGGUGGCUGGGCAGGGGAGAGGGGCUGGGCUGUCCCUCUGUGACCAAAAUUGUCUUCUGCCCCAAGCAGCCCCUCUACUUCCUGUCCUCUGCCCCAUCCCCAAAAGGUCAAAACCUUUAUUUUAUGUCCAUCAGUGUAGGAGGGGGAAACAGGAGGCCCAGAGAGGGCAAGGGGCUUGCUCAGGGUCCGUAGCAUGCCCCUGAUACUAUCUCAGGGCUUUCUGGGCACUGCACUCCAGCCCGGGCCACCUGCCCAGAUCUUAAGGCCCUUUGGCGUGGAGCGAGGGGUAAUUCCUAUGGCUUUUAAGCCCUUCAUUUGCAGAAGCUGAAUUUUGUAUCAUAAUUUCUAUAUUGUUCCUGAGUGCUAGAAGAACUAUAAUUUAUUCAUUUUUUUUCUCUGUGUCUGUGCCAAGAAGCCCAGGCUCUGGGCUUGCCUCAUAUCCCAGGAGGCCUUCCCAGCCUGUGUGCUUGUGGGAACACCUUGUACCUGAGCUUACAGGUACCAAUAA